CGGUAGCCUCGCAAGAACAGUAACCGAUCGAUCAGGCAAGAUGUCAAUCGGUGAGAUCUUCUCUGACGCGCAACGCUCCCUCGUCGGGCAUAAAACUUUGGCGAAGCGCCUGCACCGACUCGAAAACACCCCCAACUUUGAAGCACACAUCAAGCAAUCCGUCUUUCGUCUUCUCGAUGUCAGCAAAUCAGAGGUCGCUGGCAACCGGGUGAUCAAAUUCCUGACGGUGUACCUCGAGUCAGCGGAUGCGACCAACCGAACUACAUCCUCCAUUCUGCUUGCACUACUCCCUUUUCUGUGCGCAAAGGACAAGACCGUGCGAUAUCGAGCGACGCAGAUCAUCUCCCAGAUCCUUGGAGUCCUGAGUACUAUUGAUGAUGACCUCUACAAAGUCAUUCGGCACGAGCUGAUAAAGCGGCUUCGAGAUAAGGUGCCUGCGAUCAGGCUGGAAGCCGUGCUGGCACUGGGGAGGCUGGUGGUGAACGAAUUGGAGGAUGAAGAUGAAGAACAAGAUUCAGACGAGGAUGUAGCACCAGGCCUGCUGGAGAAGCUCUUGGACGUGCUCCAAAACGACACCAACGCAGAUGUCCGGAGAGCACUACUGCUCAACCUUCCCGUUACAUCGAGGACAUUGCCAUAUCUGCUGGAGCGAGCAAGAGAUCGUGAUGGUCCGACGCGAAGAGCCUUGUAUUCCAAACUUCUGCUGAAGCUGGGCGACUUCCGGCAUCUGUCCUUAUCCAUGCGAGAGAAAUUGCUGAGAUGGGGCUUAAGAGACCGAGAUGAGAAGGUUCGCAAAGCUGCGGCUCAUGUGUUCAGAGCGCGCUGGAUAGAAAAUUGUGCCGCGUCACAUACUGAGCAGACGGAUGACGAAGACAAGGAGCCGAAUGGCUUUUAUCCACCGAAUAUCCCUGCUCUGCUGGAACUCCUGGAGAGAAUCGACACCUUGAACACCGGCAACGAGACUGGAAUCGCCCGAGAAGCCAUGAAGGAAUUCUGGGCCGGUCGGCCAGACUACCUCAAAGCAGUGUCUUUUGACGAUGAAUUCUGGGACACCUUGACCCCUGAGUCUGCGUUUAUGGCACGCACAUUCAAUGACUACUGUCAGCAAUCACAGGAUCCCAAACAUCAGGCUAUAAUUGAGGAGAAGAUGCCCGAGGUGACACGACUGGGAUUCCACCUUCAGAAACACAUCAACGAGCUUCUCAUCAAGGUGCAGAACGCCAUCGAAUCCGACAGUGACGACAAACUCGCUGAACAAGCCGAGCAAGAAUUCAUCGUCGAGCAGCUUCUCUACAUCGCACAGACUCUAGACUAUACCGACGAGAUUGGCCGGCGGAAAAUGUUCUCUCUUCUACGGCAUGCACUCUCGAUGGCGGAUCUCCCAGAAGAAUGCACUCGGCUCGCCGUUGAGGCUUUACGUUUAGUCUGCAACCCUGACGCAGCAGGCGAACGAGAAUUCACUUCGGUCGUUCUUGAAGCCAUCGCCGAAGUCCACGAUAAUAUCGUGUCCGACGAGCCUGAAGGCGAAGAGAACGACGACGAUGACGCAAGCUUCGUGUCCGCACGCAGUGAAGUGAGUGACCACGAAUCGGACUCGACGCCGAAGAACAACGGCUCGAACAAGAAGCACAAGAAGCAAUUGACCGAAGAAGAACAAGAAGCCCAGGCCGUCAAGGAAAUCAUGAUCAACAUGAAAUGUCUGCAUAUCGCGCAAUGCAUGCUCCAGAACGUGGCUGGCAACUUGCAGUCCAACAUCCACCUGCGCACCAUGUUCGACAACCUAGUCAUACCCGCCGUCCGGUCUCACGAGAUCCUGAUCCGCGAGCGAGGCGUCCAGUGUCUGGGUCUGUGUUGUCUUCUCGAACCCAAACUUGCUGACGAGAAUAUGCGCCUGUUCACGCAUCUGCUCAAGAAAGGCCACGAGACGCUGCAAGUCAUGGCGCUCCAGAUCCUGUGCGACAUUCUGAUGGCUCGCGGGCCGCCUCCGGCAAGUCAGACCCCCGUGGACGCUGCAGCGUCUCCGAAUACCAGCGGCGAACUCGGCGAGCAGGGCACCAAUAACAAUAACAGCAAUACCAAUAUGACGAGUCUGCUCUCGCCGUUCAUCAAGGCUCUGUCGCAGAAUUUCCCCGAGGAAGUUCGCGCCACGGCAACGAGUAGUUUGUGCAAACUCAUGCUGUGCGGAUUCUACAAGGACAAUGAGGAAUUGUUUGAUCAGAUCGUCGAGCGGGCCAUGCAGGUCGCGGCCAAGGGCUGGGAACUGCUUGAAAAGGUGAAGAAUGCCGUCGUUGUGGAUCGUGAGAAGGAGAAGAUGGUGGAGAAGGAGAGGGAGCUGGCGAAUGUCACAAUGUUCGGUGCGAGGCUGAGUACAGAAGGUGGUGCCAUGGGUCGGACUUCGGAUGGUGUUCGGAGUGCGAGUGCUGAUGGAAGGAUGAGUGUUGAAGGGAUUGAUGUUUGAGCACUAGUACUGUUCUUCCCUUUUUAUUUCGUACAUGAUCAUGCAGCACUGUUGGCGAUAGCCUUUGAAAGCUUGGUAGACACUUCCGUUGAAAUUUGGAACUUCCAUGUCCCAUCUCGGUUGCAGCAGGGGUAUCAUAAUGACUUUUUCCC
This is a messenger RNA of Exophiala xenobiotica, 2610 nucleotides long. RefSeq lists its product as uncharacterized. The record is from RefSeq and is a predicted model, not a curated record. Gene Ontology annotation, cellular component: condensin complex; condensed chromosome. NCBI's taxonomy places the organism in Eukaryota, Fungi, Ascomycota, Eurotiomycetes, Chaetothyriales, Herpotrichiellaceae. The transcript has a single exon. Bases 41 to 2458 code for a protein of 805 amino acids. Gene Ontology annotation, biological process: mitotic chromosome condensation.